Molecule: messenger RNA, 1555 nt
Organism: Chara braunii
Lineage: Eukaryota; Viridiplantae; Streptophyta; Charophyceae; Charales; Characeae
Source: the annotation of a GenBank genome assembly
UCGUAGAAGGAGGGUUUAUGGGGAAGAUGGAGCGAUGCGGGAUAUUUUUAGAGUCCUUAUCUCGAGAGAAACGUGAUAAGAUCAUGAGGGAUCUUCCGUCCAGGGUGGUGUUCGGUCAAGUCAAGCUUUUAGUCCACGACACAGAGAGACAAAGCGAUAAAGCACACCUCGCAAGGAUCCUCGACAAACUAGGGAAGGAAGUAACUGCGGACAAUGGGGGAGGAAGGCCUCAGUAUGAGGAUAGAAGACCCCGAAUUGAAGGAAGAGAUGUCAGCACAGGCUCGCCUAGGAGGGGGGAGUCGAUCAGAGGCGAUAGCGAUUGGAAGAAAGAAGGAAGAGGAGAUUGGAAAAGGAACGACGGAGAAUGGGAGACUUCUUCCAAGUGGUCCAACAUUAAAGAUAACCGGUGGAAGCCGAAGAAAGAGAUAGAGGUUAGGAGGUCUGAAAGACGAGAGGAGGAGAUGGAGAAGCAGAUAGAAGUUCUGAAGGCUGCGGUGGAGAAGUUACAAAGUAGUAAUCAAAGAAAGGAAGAGACCCCGACUCGAGCCGCUCCCCGAACGGAGAAUCGCGGGGACCCUAGUCCGAAGCGGACUUGGAAUAGUAACGCCUGUAUCUACUGUGGGGAUGAGGACCACCAAAAGAGAGACUGUCGUGCGUUGAUGGAAGCCCUGACGGAAGGCAUCAUCGAGUUGGAUGAUCGAAAGUAUGUGAUGUGGACGGAUGAAGGAAAGCCAGUACCCUUCUUACCCUCGAUGAAGAUCAAUGUAGAUAUCAGGAGACGAAGGAUGAAUGAGGCAAAGGGGAAACAAAAACAAGAGUCAUCGGCAGCGAAGGUUUCCCGAGUAACAUUUGAGGAGGAUCUUGAAGAGCUACCGGAAAGUCAUGGGAUGACGAUUUCUUCUAUUAAGUUUGAAGAUACAGAGGAUAAUGGUAAAGUUUACAUUUGCACUCAGGGUGUUGGCGAAUCAAGUAAAGGAAAGAAAAAAGACCAAGACCAACCAAUGAUGGAUGAGCAAGUGGAGUCGCCCAAGUCACCUCAGUCUCAUAGAAAAAGAGGGGCCAAAAAGUUUCACUUAAAAAGUUCACUGGAUGAGGUAGAUUUGAGGGAGCCGUUAAGGAGGGCUAUGGAUAUGCCCAUUCCUAUUACCUUGAAAGAAUUCAUAGCCAGUUGUGGACCAGCGCAAGAUGAGCUAAUAGGAAUGAUGAAGAAGGCUAAGGUACCACUAGCGGAGACUGCGGCUUCAAGCGAGCCAAAGAUAGAAACGAAGACAUCCGUUCUAGCGGCAGAGAAAGGAGGAGUAGAGCAUGUAGAAACCAAUGAUGGUGGAGGUGAUUAUUUCUAUGUUCUUGGUAGUGGGAAGUUGAACGCCACCAUCAAUGGGAUAAGGAUGGAAGCUAUAGUAGACGACGGUGUCGGGCGCAUCGGUUCGGCACCACACGCGGCAGCAAUGGACCCUCUCGGCCGCGUCACGUAGGAGUUGGACCAACCUUGCCGCGAACACACAAAUGGAGCUUCCUUAGGCCGCUCCGGCCGAGUGCGCCAGCCAUACCUCUC